Odocoileus virginianus texanus is the source of this 3922-nucleotide messenger RNA. RefSeq names its product diacylglycerol kinase theta (gene DGKQ). Gene Ontology annotation, molecular function: ATP-dependent diacylglycerol kinase activity. NCBI's taxonomy places the organism in Eukaryota, Metazoa, Chordata, Mammalia, Artiodactyla, Cervidae. The record is from RefSeq and is a predicted model, not a curated record.
AUGGCGGCGGCGGCCGAGCCCGGUGCCCUAGGCUGGCUUGGCGGCGUCUCCCCGCGCUCGGGCAGCCCGACCUCCAGCCCCGAGCUGGGCGCCGGAAGCCGCUCGCGAUCGGGGCCGGGGUCCGGGCCGGGGUCGGGGCCGGAGCGGUCGGGCGCCAGGCCCCCAGGGCCCGCCGCGCCGAGUCACAGCUUCAGGAAGGUGACGCUUACUAAGCCCACCUUCUGCCACCUCUGCUCCGAUUUCAUCUGGGGGCUGGCCGGCAUCCUGUGUGACGUUUGCAACUUUAUGUCCCACGAGAAGUGCCUGAAGCACGUGAAGACCCCCUGCACCAGUGUGGCUCCCAGCCUGGUCCGCGUCCCGGUGGCCCACUGCUUCGGCCCCCGGGGGCUCUACAAGCGCAGGUUCUGCUCCGUGUGCCGCAAGGGCCUGGAGGCGCUGGGCCUCCGCUGCGAAGUGUGUGAGCUGCACGUUCACCCCGACUGUGUGCCCUUCGCCUGCAGCGACUGCCGCCAGUGCCACCAGGACGGGCACCGCGAACAUGACGCACACCUCCACCACUGGCGGGAGGGGACCUUGCCGUCGGGCGCUCGCUGCGAGCUCUGUCGGAAGACGUGCGGCUCCUCGGACGUGCCGGCCGGCGUGCGCUGCGAGUGGUGCAGCGUCCAGGCCCACUCGGUCUGCUCCGCGGCGCUCGCCCCCGAGUGCACUUUCGGGCGCCUACGCACCCUGGUCCUGCCCCCCGCCUGCGUGCGCCUCCUGUCCCGAAACUUCAGCAAGAUGCACUGCUUUCGAAUCCCUGAGAUCGCGGCGCCGGAGCCGGGGGACGGGGAGGACAGCGCCGAUGGCAGCGUCCCCGCCGGCCCGGGCCGAGAGGUGGGGGCGCCUGAGUCCGGCAAGCAGACUCUGAAGAUCUUUGAUGGCAGCGACGCGAUGCAGCGAAACCACUUUCGUACAGUCACGGUCCCGCACCUGGCCCGGAGCCAGGAGGUGCUGGAGGCGGCUCUGCGGGCUUACUACAUCCCCGAGGACCCUGAGGGCUUCCAGCUGCAGGCGCUCCCCACUCCUGCGCAGCUUGGAGACACCGUGGCAGCGGGAAAGGUCUGGAGCGCUGGGUCCGCUGAGGAGGAGGGCGGCAGAGCAACUUGUCAGGCCUGGGUCCUCCGCGCUCUGCCCCGCACCCAGGAGAUCCUGAAGAUCUACCCGGCCUGGCUCAAGGUGGGUGUGGCCUACGUCUCCAUCCGUGUGACCCCGCAGAGCACUGCCCGCAGCGUGGUGCUGGAGGUCCUCCCGCUGCUCGGACGCCAGGCUGAGGGGGUCGAGGGUUUCCAGCUUGUGGAGGUGCUCAUGGGCAGCAGACAAGUCCAGCGCACGGUGCUGGCAGACGAGGAACCCUUGCUUGACCGGCUUCGUGAGAUCCGGCAGAUGUCCUUGCGGCAGAUGAGCCAGACACGGUUCUACGUGGCUGAGAGCAGGGCGCUGGCCCCGCGCGUCUCUCUGUUUGUGGGUGGUCUGCCGCCGGGCCUGUCCCCCCAGGAGUACCGCAGUUUGUUGGAUGAGGCUGUCGCCAGCAAAGCUGCUGUGGUGACUGUGAGCCAUGUCUACUCCGCCCAAGGUGCUGUGGUGCUGGACGUGGCCUGCUUCGCGGAGGCCGAGCGGCUGUACAUGCUGGUCAGGGACACGGCUGUGCGUGGCCGGCCGCUGAUGGCCCUGGUGCUCCCGGAGGUGCUGCACACGAAGCUGGCCCCAGACUGCCGCCCCCUGCUCGUGUUUGUGAACCCCAGGAGUGGAGGGCUCAAGGGCCGCGACCUGCUCUGCAGUUUCCGGAAGCUGCUCAACCCCCACCAGGUCUUCGAACUGACCAACGGGGGGCCACUGCCCGGGUUCCACGUGUUCUCCCAGGUACCCUGCUUCCGGGUACUGGUGUGCGGCGGGGACGGCACGGUGGGCUGGGUGCUCACCGCCCUGGAGGACAUGAGGCACCGCCUGGCCUGCCCGGAGCCUGCUGUAGCCAUCCUGCCCCUGGGCACAGGGAACGACCUGGGCCGGGUCCUCCGCUGGGGGGCGGGCUACAGCGGGGAGGACCCAUUCUCCGUGCUGCUGUCAGUGGACGAGGCGGACGCCGUGCUUGUGGACCGCUGGACCAUCCUGCUGGAUGCUCACAAGGCUGCUGGCGAGGAGGACAGCGAGGCAGAGGCAGAGCCCCCCAAGAUCGUACAGAUGAGUAACUACUGUGGGAUCGGCAUCGACGCAGAGCUGAGCCUGGACUUCCACCAAGCGCGGGAGGAGGAGCCCGGCAAGUUCACGAGCAGGUUCCACAACAAGGGCGUGUACGUGCGGGUCGGGCUGCAGAAGAUCAGCCACUCCCGCGGCCUGCACAGGGCCCUCCGGCUGCAGGUGGAGCAGCAGGAGGUGGAGCUGCCCAGCAUCGAGGGGCUCAUCUUCAUCAACAUCCCCAGCUGGGGCUCAGGGGCCGACCUGUGGGGCUCCGACAGUGACUCGAGGUUCGAGAAGCCGCGCAUGGACGACGGGCUGCUGGAGGUGGUGGGGGUGACGGGCGUUGUGCACAUGGGCCAGGUCCAGAGUGGGCUGCGCUCAGGCAUCCGCAUUGCCCAGGGGUCCUACUUCCGCGUCACCCUUCUCAAGGCCACACCCGUGCAGGUGGAUGGUGAACCCUGGGUCCAGGCUCCUGGGCACCUGAUCAUCUCGGCUGCGGGCCCUAAGGUCCACAUGCUCAGGAAGGCCAAGCAGAAGCCCAGGAAGGGGGGGCCCCCUAAGGAUGCACGAGCCGACGGGGCCCCGGCCCCCGAGGGGGACCCCAAGUAGAGGCACAUCCUGGAGCAGCACUCAGCAGCGGACAGAUGUGCUCAUAGCCCUGGCCUCUGGCCUUCCCGUCUCUUCCCCGUGCCAGGCGGAGACUGCUAGGUGGGUGGUGUGGGGCUCCCUGGGGCCCAGGCCGCUGUCCUGGAGGACACACACUUCCCCCGGGGCCCCUCUGCCACCUCUGGGCCCCUGAGCCGGGCAGCACCAGACCUCAGCAGUACCCCGAGGCACCCCUACAGGGCAGCUGGCUCUCUGACCUUGGGGGUGCCCAGUGCAGUCAUGGGACACCCCAGCCACUAGCUUCCCGGGCCGGACAGUGUCUGGCUGGCCCAGUCUGAGCUCUGCGGGGACCCUGGGGUGACUGGGCUGGGAGAGGCAGGCCCCGGGGAAGCCAGGUGGGCCUGGCCCCCCAGGAGGUGUGUGGUACCCAGGAGGCAGCAGGAGCUGGCCCGGCCAGGACUCCCAAGGAUGUGAGGCGAGUGUGCAGCAGGAGAGGUUUAAUUGGCUGGGGAAAGUGCUCCGCCCCUCCGCGUGUCAGCAGUUACCACGUGGGUUCCGUGUCCACUGAGCAGAUGUGUCUCUGUGCUUCUCCACGUGGAGAUGGGGGACGCAGAUGGGCUGCCAGGCGGGUCACUCAGAGCCCUGGAGUCCAGCCAGCCCAGAGCCCUGUCCAGGCGUGAAGGAGGGUCCGGAGGCCCCUCUCUUGACUGUUUGGUCCCUAUGCCUUGGCACUGGCUGGCUGCCAGGCCCUCACCCUGGGUGGCGGCCUCGCCCUGACACUGGCCUCGACCUCAGACACGGCCCCGCCCAGCUCGUGCCAAAGCUACCCAGACGUGGGCAGCACGAGGGCCACGGGCCUCCAGUGCCCGGUGUGCAUCCCUCGGGCCUGCGUUCCUGGGGGCGGAAUCAGCUUUUGCCCUGCAGCUGCACCGGUUGGUGGGAACUGUCUGUCACUGCGGUUCGGGUGGACGAGUCCUCUGCGUGUAAGCGAGUCUGAGAGUGUGUGUGAGCGCUGCGCCCCUUCCUCGUGUGUAACCUACCCCCGAAGGUGACCGUAAUUUAUAUCUUGGACAAAUAGAGUCUGGGCUUCCGGCCCUUCUGC